GAUGAGGACUGGGGCGCCUUAUGGCUGUCGUGGGGAAUGAUGAAAUGACAUCGAAUUUGGCGAGGAGAAGAGGUCCCUAUGGCUUUUGGGCGUGCGGUCGAGGUGGCGGUGAAUAUUAGAAGGAGGAUGGCGUAGAAAAGUGAUAUCGAUGAAGGAGCGAAAGCUUGCGAGUUAAGAGGUGGAGAGAGGCAAGGCUUCGGGCUGAAAGAAGCAGGGUACUGGAGGUUACGCGAAUGGUGUAAUUUUGGUUCCCUGGCAUGGAGUGCUUCAUCCACGAAAAUGAAUAUGGAUUUAUCCCAAUGUCCACAUUGUGGGGUUACACAACCAAACGCGACAGUGCUGUGCGCGAUACGCAACCGUCGCCAUCACAAUUUUCAUCCUCCUCCACAUCGACAUUUCUUCUUCACCUUCAUCACACCGAACGGACGCGCAUUUCACGCUCACAACCACCCGUCGUCGAGGCAAGAUGGCGUCGGUCAGCUUGCUCGACUAUCCCGACGAGGUCAUCGACAAUAUCGUCGAGGCGCUUCCGAAUAUCAAGGCCGCCCGCGCAAGCUGCAAAAGACUCAACAGAAUCACAUCGCCAUAACUUCGUCACAUCGAACAGACGCGCAUUCACGCUUACAAGCGCCAGAUCAUCGAGGAAAGACGACGCCUGUCAGCUUGCUCAACUGCCCAGAUGAAGUCAUCCAUUAUAUCAUCGAGCUCCUCCCGGGAAGUACCACAAAAGCUGCUCAUACAGGCUGAAAGAGACUCAACAGAACCGCCUCAUCCCAUCUCUUCCCCAUUCUCUACAUUUCCCGUCACCAGCUUGACCUCGAUGUCUUUCGGAUGGUGUCAAAGAAUCCUCUUCUCAUCGGGGGUAUCCGCGACCUGGUUAUCGAUGACAUAAGCCUUGUCUUCA
Fusarium redolens is the source of this 904-nucleotide messenger RNA. RefSeq lists its product as uncharacterized. Lineage: Eukaryota; Fungi; Ascomycota; Sordariomycetes; Hypocreales; Nectriaceae. The transcript has a single exon. The record is from RefSeq and is a predicted model, not a curated record. Bases 280 to 747 code for a protein of 155 amino acids.